AUGCGCCCAGGAGAAAAUCACGGGCGUCGUGCCUCGCCGCAGCGAUUGCAGAUUUUUGAUGUCAGAUUGGAAGGAGUGAGAAGGGGUAAGAGACACUGGGGUCUAACAUACCGAGCCCGGUGGAAAAGAGGAGGGGAAACCUGGAGUGUGUAAGAGGAGAAGAGGCGUGUGUGACUCCGACUUAAUCCUUUCUUUCCAACUUGAGUCUUACAAGCCUGUCUGCAGAUGCAACCUGUCUGUCAUCCCAUCCGUCCCAGUAAUCCCUGUUUAUUGCAGCGUUUCCUCCAAAGGGGACUACAAUGACACCCUGGUGAACACACUCAGGAUGGAGUAAUCAUACAAACACCCAGCGCAGCGCAGGAUGCGCAUCUCCAACCCGACGACGGAGAAGAAGAAGGUAGAGAAACCUGGCUGUUAUUCUGCUUUCGCAUGUCAGAGGUUUUCCGCGGCGCUGUGGAUUGAUCGUUUCCGUCAUCAGCCUCCUGCUGCCGGUGUCGGUGUAUAAUGGAGAGCUCCAAUGGCUCUGGCAGCGACACCAAACCGCAGAACCACCAGUUGGAGAAGAAGCGACUGAACCGAGCGCCUUCACCGGCCAGACCUUUCCUGAAAGACGUGCACACCCGCGGCGCCAAACCACCUGCCAUCGUACCGAAAUCCCCCAAACUAAGCAAGCAGCAGCAGUCUGCCACAGUGUCCUUAGCCCACCUGAACCGCAGCUCCAGACGCACCCCAGCCGGAGCCAAGGAGAAAGCAGCCACGGCCAAAAGUAACACCAAGUCUGCCGUCGCGAAAAAGCCCACCAAGGUGCCACAGCAUGCCACAGCUGAGCCCAAACCCGCCAGCAUCAAGCCGGACUGCACCAGCAGUCCGAUCCUCGCCAAAGGCAAGAAGGGAAAACUAGCCUCCGGUUCCCCAGGCCCUCUCAGCCAUGGAUCCCCGAUCCGGGUACCGACCGGAGCGCCUCUCGGCCGAGUCAGCCAGACCGACAGCAGCUCAGACCUGUCAGACUGCCCGUCCGAGCCGCUGUCGGAUGAGCAGAGGCUGGCACCAGCCGCUAGUAGCGACGCCGAGUCUGGUACCGGCUCCAGUGACCGGGAUCAGCUGGGAGCAGAAGCUACCGGAUCCACAGCUGCUGCCCCGCCGCACACAACCGAGGCUUCCGCCGCCAAGGGAAGCAUGUCUCAGGCUCAGCUCGCUCCGGGCUCGCACGGAGAGAAACACAAGCAGGAGAAACCCUCAGCAAGCGCACAAUCCAAACUGCCAAACACCAAGCAUGCAACCGAGGAGGACCUGCUACGGGAAAUUGAGGACUUGAGAUCGGAAAACGACUACCUCAAGGAUGAAGUGGACGAGCUGCGGGCUGAGAUGGAGGAGGUGCGCGACAGCUAUCUGGAGGAGGAGGUCUACCAGGUACAGGAGCUGCGGAGGGAACUGGACCGCUCUAAUAAAAACUGCCGAAUCCUGCAAUACCGCCUGCGAAAGGCAGAGCAGAAGAGCCUACGGGUUGCUCAGACCGGACAUGUGGACGGAGAGCUGCUGCGUAGUCUGGAGCAGGAUCUGAAGGUGGCCAAAGAUGUAUCGGUACGUUUGCACAACGAGCUGGAGAUCGUGGAGGACAAACGCAGCAGAGCUGAGGACGAGAACGAGCUGCUCAGACAAAAGAUCAUCGAAGUGGAGAUCGCCAAACAGGCACUGGCCAACGAGCUGGAGAGGACCAAAGAGACUGCACUGAGGCGACGAGGUAGCAGGGAAACAUUUAAAGACAAGAAAUCCACAAGUCAGGAGGACAGUGCGGACCUCAAGUGCCAGCUGCAGUUUGCCAAAGAGGAGUCCAGCCUCAUGAGGAAAAAGAUGGCCAAGCUCGGCCGUGAAAAGGAUGAACUUGAGCAGGAGCUGCAGAAGUACAAAUCAGUUUACGGGGACGUGGAUAGUCCCCUUCCCCUCGCGGAGUGCUCUGGCGGUGGCCCUCACACCACUCGAGAAGCUGAGCUACGAUUGCGUCUCAAGCUGGUGGAGGAGGAGGCUAACAUUCUGGGCAGAAAGAUUGUGGAGCUGGAGGUGGAGAACCGCAGCUUAAGAGCGGAGAACGAAGACAUUCGCUGUCAGUAUGAAAGAGACUGCUUUGGGCGCGAGCCUUUCUCCAGCAUGCCCUCGUCUCCAUAUGGCGGCGAUGCGCUGGAGUCGGCCAGUGAGCUUCGUCGCCAUCUCCAGUUUGUCGAGGAGGAGGCUGAGCUGUUGCGCCGCUCCAUCUCAGAGAUUGAGGACCACAAUAGGCAGCUUACGUCUGAACUCAAUCGCUUCAAAUUUGGUCCAAGCAGCACCUCUGGGGCCGUUGGCGAAGAAGGCAGUGAGGGGGUACUGUUUAAACCUGGGAACGGGGGCACGGGUAAUGGCUCCAGUAGUGGGAUGUUGAUGGAGGAGCUUAAAUCAGCCAGGAUGCAGAUCAACGAGCUGAGCGGAAAGGUGAUGAAGCUGCAAUAUGAGAACCGUGUCCUCAUGUCUAAUGUCCAGCGCUGUGACCUGGCUGCACACCUGGGCCUGCGAACCGGCAGCCCUCGAGACAGCGAUGCGGAGAGUGAUGCGGGCCGGCGAGAAGCUGCAGAGGAUGAGGAAGCAGGGCGACUUCUCCUCCUCCAACCGAAGAGAGAAGGUCCUAUUGGAGGUGAGAGUGACUCUGAAGAUCUGUUUGAGAAAACAGCGACCACCUCGGGGUUUGGAAGCAUCAAACCAUCAGAUGGCAGCGAACUCAGUGCCACUGAACUGGCCAAUCGUAGAAGGGAAGAGCGGGAGUCAUUCGCUAAUGUGAAGCGAGAGGCAGAAAGGCUCGGGAAGACAGUGGACCGUUUGAUCACGGACACUGACAGCCUGGUCUUUGAGGGCAGGCUCCUGGUGACGACAGGAGAGAGCCUCGAAGGUGGGGUGGCCUCUGGAUCCAAACCAGACACUCAAGUCCUGGACACCAUUAACACCCGCAUGAAGGCUUUCCGCACUGAGCUGCACAUCUUUAUGGAGAAGCUGGACCACAUAGGGGAGGGGCUGAGAGAAAGGACAGAUGAUCUGUCACCCAUGCCAAACCUCACAGAGUCCAGCAGCUUCCUGUCCACUGUCACCUCCAUGUCUCGUGACUCUCCCAUUGGCACCUUUGGCAGAGACCUGGUGACCGACUUCCAGUCCGGUCAGAGGGAUGAGCUGGAGUGGCGUCUAGGACAGGAGCGAGGCGUGGAGCCCCAGAGCCAGGGUGGGGGCCAGGCCCAGAGCAGGGGAGCCACUGGACUCACUAGGUACCACAGGCCCCUGGCUUUAAAAGUAGAGCUCCGGGACACGCCUGCUUCUGACAUCCAGUUUCGUCUGGAUCACGAGCGAAGGAUGAGGGCGGCAACGGAGGAACGGGAGGCCGUCGCUUCUCUGCCUCAGCAGGAUGAUGAGCGUUUACGUCUGGAGGCCCAACGUGAGGGUCUAGAGCUGCAGGGCCUUCAGACUCACGAGGUGCCCUGGGCUCAGGAGAGAGCCAUGCUGCAACAAGAGGUCCGCCUCUAUAGACGCAACAUCAUCAUCAUCUACAUGAAGCUCAGGUGGAUCCUUAUGCACUGGAGGCUCGGACGCAAGGAAGACUCUGGAGACGACUCAGUGCACCCAGAGUUUGAGAAGUUGGAGGGCUUCCCAGAGUUGGGAGUGAUCAUGGAGCAGGCGGAGGGGGAGUCAGACCGAGACGACAGACUGUGUUUACCACAGACUCCAGGGGACGUCUCCGACACCACACCCAUCAUCCCUCUGCCGUCACCUGACCGUCACCUGCAGCACCAAAGACAGUUCGGCGAGACACGUCGAGUGCUGCAGGUCUUGCGGACGCUGCUGGAGGAGUUUCGAGAGGAGCUGCGGGAGGAGGAGGCGCGGCGAUGCCAACUGCAGCAAUCCUACGCCAAUGACAAAGCCGCCUGGGAGGUCAAGUGGGCAGAGAUGAAGUGCCAUGUCGCCCAGCUGGAGGAGGAGGAGCGAGGUAAGGUGCGAGGUGAAGCGCAGGGAGACGAGGGGGAGCCAGCUGCAGACACCGAGUGGGCCCUGAAGCUGGAGCGCGAGGAGCAUCGUCGUCUGCUUGCUGAGAGCCACAACACGUCGCUGGACCUGCGCUGGAAGCUGCAGCACGGAGAGAAGAGGUGGAACCGGGAGAGGGUCGAUCUCCUGGAGCGCUUCGAGAGGGAGCGGCAGGAGUGGGACAGCAGUAUGCGGGAGCUCCACCGGAAGAUGGAGAGGAUGCAGAGGGAACUUAACUCUCGGCGAGGUGAGGGCUCUGACAUUAAAGAUGGCAGCACAUCCUACAGAGGCAUGUUUUCACCUCAGGACAGUCCCUGCCAGGCUCCCCGGUCGCCUCACACCCCCCGCUCCCCCUGUACGGCUACACCUGUCCUGAUGCCCCCCACACGUUCCCACUCUGACUCCGAGGCCAUUCUGGAGGAGCAGGGGGCUGCGAUGGGGCUCAAAGGCUCAGCGGACAACCUGUUCCUGGACGCACUGUCUCUGGACCCCAUGAGUGGAUCAGAGGUCCCUCCACCCUCCAGACUGGAGAGUGAGAAGAGGUUUCCCUGUAUGAAGGAGGCCCUAAAUGAGAUUUCGGAGAGAGAAGAUGCUGCUGCUUACUCAGAAGACAAGAUGAGGGAGGGUGGGAGUCUGCUCAGAGCCAAGUCGGUGUGCUCCAUGAGCGACUUCCAGCGGUUAAUGGACAGCUCACCGUUCCUCCCUGACAAGACGCGUCAUGGCGAUCAGGGCCAAGACGAUGUCACCCCGCCUCUGUCUCCAGAUGAUCUUAAGUACAUCGAGGAGUUCAACAAUAAGGGCUGGGACUUCCCGUCAGCCACCUCUGGUCCGGGAUUGUUGCGGGAAGUGUGGACAGACAAAUCAACAGAGUCCCGGGAAGGAGAGGCCGUUCCUGAUCCAUUCCAGCCCGCUUCCUGGUUCCUCACCACCAGCGCCACCCUGACCACCAGCACCCUGAGCAGCCCUGAGCACUGCCACAAGUCCCCGCUGAGAGGCAAUGGAGCGGGGGCAGCAGGGGUGGGAGUGGAACACUACGGGGUGCACAUCCUCCACAGCCCCACCAGACCCGGGGCAGCUGAGCGCACCACUGCCCAGGAUCCGGAUUUCCUGUAUGCUAAGGGGACCAAAGCAAGGGGAGGAGUGGAGGCUGGGGUGGGUGCCAGUGGGCCGGAUGAAGUGUUCAGCAGUGCAAGGUGGCCUUGCCUUCUGGAGGGUGGAGGACUAAGGACUUCUCCUAGUCAGUCUCCUAUCUGCCCCACAGUGGGCUAUGCAUCCUCUCUGGAUCUUCAGCUCUCCAGAAACAUGAGUGAUGACAUGAAGGAGGUGGCCAUCUCUGUGAGGAACGCCAUCCGCUCUCCACCGGGGCCUGUUGUCCGGGACACCGCCUGCCAGACCAACGGAUACACCACAAGAGGGACUCAGACCACCCAAACCAUCAGCGUGGGUCUGCAGACAGACCUGCUGAGGAACCUGACCAGCAGCCCCCACCGCUGCCUCACCCCGAAAGGUGGCAACACACCCAUCUCAUCCCCAUCACGCAACACAAGGAAAGUUCAGUACUCUCCUGUGGUCCAGAGCAAGUUCGAGCGACCCUGCUGCUCCCCAAAGUACGGCUCACCGAAACUUCAACGCAAACCAUCCACGUCCAGUAAAACCGAGCUACCCAAUAACAGCCGCACCCCCAUGCCCACAACGCCCCAGAAAGGGAACAACGAGUCGGCAUGGGCCCGCUCCACCACCACUCGCGACAGCCCUGUGCACACUACCAUCAACGACGGGCUGUCCAGCCUCUUCAACAUAAUCGACCACACCCCUGUGGUCUAUGACACCAUGCAGAAAUUUAAUAAGUCCCCAAGUCGCUCCCGCCCCACACCACCCUCCACCACUGAGCCGAGCCCCGCUCACGGGCCUCUGUCCGGAGACCCCAGGAACGCGCAGGAAUGCCUGCGGCCUGCUCGCGGGCGCUCACCAAGCCCUGUGCAGCUAAUAGUGGAGACGCAGGGCGACAAGAACCCAGAGGUGGUGAGCAUACGGCAGGACCUAUCGGCCCCGCCGGGCUACACGCUGGCUGAAAACGCAGCCCGCAUCCUCAACAAGAAGCUGCAGGAGCAGAACUUUAGGGAGGAGAGGAGGCUGCAGGCGGGAGGACCGAGCAGCCACAGCAGAGACAACAGCAGGCAGACCGAGUCAGACAAAGGACAGUCAGGAUGCAUGGAGAACCACACUGUCAUACUAACAACUCCUUGGGGACUCUAAAUCUGCUAGUCUCCGUGAUGUAAGUUCCUCUUCCUCCUCCUACUUUGCCUCUAUGACCUUUGGCAGUGGGUUCACCAACCACAGGAACCUCACGCCCCGCAGACCUCAGCCCCCCCACCUCCCCCCUCUUCAUUAAUGCAUGCUUCACAGGAUAGCACAGUGACAGUGUGUGAAGCCAUUGGAGUGGUGUCAAAAGUCGUGCGACGGCCAUGCAUCUGUUUCUCCCAGUUAAUGAGUGCAUGCUCAUAUUUUUUGGUGGAUCAUCAAUUUUUUGUAAAGGGCCAUGCCAGUGUUUUUGCAUGCUGCAGAACAUUACCCAUGAUUCCCAUCCACUAUUUUAACUAACACCAUACUAUACGUUCUUGGAUUAUCAAAAUUUUUAAUAAAAAUCUCUCUUUGUACUGUAUAAAACAAACACGUUUAAGUGACUUGCAUAAAGUGAGAGAUGGGGUUUAUUAAGCAGCACAAAUCAAAGAGUUCCACUGCAGCAAAAGCAGCCAGAGCAGCAACUAUGUUGCUAACUCUUCAUAUAAGUGACCUUACAGAUUCUCACCUCUAUAUUUAGCACUUAAAGAAUAAUCUUUUGCAGAGAAUGAAAUCACACUCCUCCUGUGUGUGUAUAAUAUGAGUUUCUUCUUUUUAUGUUUUGGUAGCCAUUCGGGCUGUUUGUGUAUUUUGGUACACAUAACUUCCUCAGUUUGAAACUAUUAGCCCUCCCGCUUUGUUUAUAAAGACAAUUUCAGACAUACACUACAGCCCUAAACUUUUCUAGACACUAUUCGGUUGAGGUGCAUGUGAGAAAAUGCAUUUCUGAUGCAUUUGAAUUGGACAUUAGUUGGGAGGUUGGAUUACACAUCCUAUCCGUGUAAUGUCCAAUUGAGCCCAUGUCUGAAAAGCACAGCUAAUAGUCCUGGAGUAAUUUUCAUGUGUGUGCAUCCUUCUGCGCACUCUGUCAAGGCAGCACCUUCACUCAAACCACACAGAAUCUCAUCUGAAGCUCACUGUUUUUGUGAAGAUUUGAUGCACAAUGCCCAUUUUUGCCUCAGAAUAGUAAAGAAUCCUUCCAGAAAAACUUCCUGGAUCAACAAAGGUGUAAAAAUGAGUGCUUAAAAAUCUAUUCAUUACCUUUUGAGUAAUCCUGCUAUAAAACAAGAAGUAAACACAUUUCAUAAAACCUUCUUUACAGACAUAAGAAUGAGACUAGAUUUAUUACACAGUUUCCGCUCUCUGUGCUGGAUUUUUACUGCAGUAUGUAUCUAAAGAAAAAUUCAAGCUUCAGCGAGUGGCUCGUCACACUUAAAUAUAAAAGCUAAAUAGUUUUGUGGUAACAUAAAAUAUAUGCUAUUUGCCACUGAUUUGGGGGAAAAGAAGUCAUGCAAAAAUACUGGUAUGGUCCUUAAAUUCAUGUAACUCAAAGAGUCUUCGGCUUACGUCUUGAUCACUGGUGGAUUUUAAUAUUUCUGCCAAAGUGUUUGCCAGUGAACAUGACAUAAAAGACGACUCUUGGACAUUUCACACAUUCACAGGUCGAUUAUUGUCUGUUCGGGCUUCAUAAGGCCUUGCUGGAUUAUUCUAACACUGUGUUUCUACCAGGUCCUCCUUUUUACGUGCACCGCUAGACGGACUGUGAUGUUUUCUUGUAAUAUUGUACUUUUUUUCUCACGUAUUUGUCCACACAGCGUUUUCUUACGUCUUCUUACCAUUUCCUCUCAGACUAACAAAGAUUAACCAGUGAAGACGGGCUGCUAACACUCACCAUUUCCUGUGCACUGUCUUGGUUUUGUGUCAUUUCUGGUAGAAAUGAACUAAAUAUUCUGGCACACUGUGCAUGCUUAAGGAAAAAAUCCACUGUUAGAAACUGCAGGGAAGUGUGUCUAUUCUCAUCAUGUCAUAUUGGUCAUUUCAGAUGUCGUGUUGGAAUGAAGUGUUAGCAGGUCGUAACUUCUGAUAUUUCUCAAAUGCUUUUGAAAGAACAGUGGCCAUCGUUAAGCCUGGCUUAUAGUCACUGCGUUCGUUGUGACAACCGCCGCUUAUAUCGCCAUUUGAGAGUACAUCACACUCACUACAGUCCUGUCACCACUCGUAGAGGAACAGAAGAGGUGAAAAAUACCUUCAGAAGUUUCCAAAUCAACAUUCUUAAAAAGACAGAUAAACUAAUGAUCACAGAAUUCUUUCCGUGGUGAAAAAUCGCCUUCACAACAUCCAACAAAGUGGAGAACACGCUGAGAGAUGUCGGUGAACAAGAUGCCUUCAUGGAUAUAAAUACAGAGCAUUUACAGCAGGCCUGGCACAAAGGGAGGAAAUGCAGCAUUUGGUUAAAUUUAGAGGGGUGUUAAGAAGUUUCUACAUUUCUCAGUAAGAAUAAAAAAUAAUCAUCAUAUUUUUACACAAGUCCAAACAGCUGAUAUCAUCAGUGACAAAUGUAUAUGAACCUUUGUGGGCUCCCAGACUGCUGUAUUGCUCCUUGAGUAAUACCGUUGAUCGGCCUCUCCUGUGGAGGGAAACGAUGCUCCUGACAUUCCUCCAUUUGUACACAAUCUGUCAAAAUCCUUAGAGAUGUUGAGCAGCAAAAACUUUUUUUUUUCUUAAGUCCUCAGGAAUCUUUUGCUCGUACCACGAUUCUCGUCCACAAAUGAGUUGUAAAAACCAGAUUUUGACAGAUUCCUUAGAUAAGACAGGAUGUGAGUACCUGAUUACGGUAGUAUUCCACUGAACAGCUUUAACUACUGAUUAUCUUCAAGGUUCACAUAAUUUCCCCCUCACAUAUAUUUAAUACUUGACUGUUUUCCUCAGUAAAUAAAUGACAGACUUUAAGAUUUUUAUUUAAUUUGUUUAUCUGGGCUCUUUUUUUUUUUAUCAACUUUUACAACUUGUGUGAAAAUCUGAUAUUUUAGGUCAUGCUGUAACUUCAGGCUAAUUUAUGGACAUACAUUUGAUCUAAAACUGAUUUUUAUUUAUUCUUGCACUAGAGGGUUUUAAGGUGGAUCUUUUUUUAAGGUCAAAAACUUAGAAGCUGUGGUUCAUGUAAAGGUGUUGACUUUGCUGUUUUUAAUAUCUGCUCGUGUACACUGACUUCCUGUAUACAGGUGCCUGACUUGUGGGAUUGUUUGAUCUGAUGCUUUGGCGUCACAUGGGAAAUCUUGCACAAGCAGUAUCGUCUGUAUUCCCACCAGCUGUAUUCAUAAACUAAUGAUUUAUUGAUGGUUUGGCGCAGACGCCUCCUGUCAAACUCUGCGACCUGUUUUUCUGCAGGACUUGCUGCAGGUUGUGUAGCACAUCUGUCCAUCCUCCAUCCACGUGUCCAUCCAUCCAUCCCGUUUAUUUUUCCUCCAGUUCAUCCUCUCACACCACCGCAACCUGACUGUCGUGUAUUUUUAGCCGAACUAGAUUGUUGCUUUUCGGUCUUCUUGUCCUCCAUCCUUCAAGUGAAAUCUAACGCCUGGAGAUGAGCUAUUAAUAAAUUAGGCCAGUGGUGUGAUCGUUCACUCGAUUCAUGCUCUGACUUCACUCCAAGGGGGAAAAACAAACUCACUCAUAGUUUUAGUUUUUUGUGGCCUUUUUUUCUACACUUUCUGUUUUCAUCCAGGGGACAGAUGCAUAAAGCUUGUUGCCAAUUAAGCACUUAACAGGUUUAAAUAUUUAGACGUUACAAUCAAUGCAAAAUUGCACAAAUGGACUGCAUGUAUUUAUGGACUUCUAUCACCUGAUGCCUGCAGUGACCUCUGAUAGCAGAUUUGUGGCACGCAAGUGAUCAUUCAUCUGCAGUUUAGGACUUCUUUAAACACUGAGAUGACUUCAGAGUUGGUUGUGUGAGGGUUUAAAAUUCUGAAUUAAAUCUAAUAAACUUCUAAUUGUGGUCUAAUUAUGCCACAGUCAUACUCAGGAAAACAGUGGUCUGAGAACGCAGUGCCACCAUAACAUUGCCAGCUCUGUGGAAUGAACUUGUGUGAUCUUGUUCCCUUUGAAAUGAUUGCUUUGAAGAUGGGGAACAGGUAUCCAACUACUCGCAGUCAGCUGCCAUUUUCAAAGCAGUUUUUGUAUGUCAAGAUGAAAGAAGAUUAUAAGUUUUUGUUUUUUUUAAAUGUGGAAAAUCAUAAAUCUUUUGCCAUCUGUUGGACAAUCCAGUGAUUUAAUGCUCUGAUUUUAUUAUAGGAAUAUGACCAGAACACAACCAGUUGGCAACCAGCUGAAUCAAGUCCUCAUGAGACCUGUCACAGAAUUAGAGUGAUUGCAAUAUGUUGGCAAUCUGUCUACAUUUAUAAAUUAGACAGCAAUUAUUUGCUAACCUUCACAGUCUGUGAGGGAGUACAGUCAGUCCAAGUAGGAUUAUUUGGACAAAUGUAUUAUUUGAAGACAGCUUGCCUCCUACCAGGCAACCUGUGUGCAAUUGACCUACAAGAAUUGUCAACCUCUGGGCAACCAGUUGGUUUUGGUUUUUUGUUUUUUUCCACGUGGUCACGUGGAGGUUGGCAUCUGAUUUUUACUCUAGUGUACCUGAGACAUUUCUUUGAACCGUGGAUUUGGCUUUUUCAGUGUUUCUGUAUAUGUUUUCUGCAUUAUAAAGCCUGUCAGUCUUAAGCCUGUAUUCUCUCUAAUGGUCAGCAGGGGGUGGCUUCUCCAGUUGCAAAACGUAGUUACAUUGAAUAGGAGUCUAUGAGAAAAUAGACCUCCACUUCCUGUACUCUAAGACCCCAGUAAAUGCUUCUCUGAUAAGUUUAGAUUUACUGGUUUUAAGUUUUACUGAAUAUAAUAUAAUAUUCAGUUUGGAAAGUAAAGCCCUCAUUAGACUGGAAAUAGACUGGGCAGUAAGGUGGCCUUACUUUCUCCUUAACAAGUCUCUACCAUACUGUGUCAGUUUCUCAGUCGGUUUUUAAAACACCAACAGACGCAAACUUUAUGAUGCUUGAUUGCAGAGAAUUCUUAAAUUAUAUAUGUCAUACCAAUGAUUUCAUAUUUGUGUUGUGCCAGUGUACCAGCCAAAUAUAACAAAUCACUGAAUAGAAGCUUCUUUAAAAUGUGUCAAAUGAAGCGAUGUUAGGUGCUUGCACUGCUCGCUCAACCAGUGAUAGUGGUAGCAGGUGUGGGUCAUUAGCUGCUGUGUCCCCUGAGUAACUGAGUGCUAUUAAGUGGCAGAGGGAAGGUUAAAACAGCUGCGCAAAUUGACUCUUGUCUGCUUCCGUAGCUAAAUGUCUGCGGUAACUAUGUAAUCUUUUUUUUUUUUCUUGGUUUGUUUGCCUUUUUGACCAGAUUGCACAUUCCUGUUAGGUGAGAAGGUUAAACGUCUGUCACUUAUUUAAGUUAUUUAAAGGCUGACCUGCUGGUUUUUGCUCCAGCUUCAAGCAAACAAAAUUAGUUUUAAGUUAAAUCAGCGCCUUUCAGAUAAGGCAGGCAGAAUAGAUUAGACUAAAAACUGCAUUUGGAGCAGUAUGUUAGGGGUUGACGUUCUUAUAUCCACUGAAAGAAAACUGCAACAAGAAUAAAGUAAGAAACAAUCAGGUGAAAACAUAAAAGUUCCUUCUUCUUUCAUUACAUUACUCCUUAUUUUUGUUUUAUGUGCACGUCACUUCUACAUCAGCACCUUUGCUCGCUUUCUUUCACUCGCUCCCCUUCAUCUUUCUGUAUGAAUCUCCUCACUUCCUGUUUUCCUCGGUGGCAAAUGGCUGCAGGCGCCCCGUUGCUCUCGCCCCUCUCUGACAGCUCCUUGUCGUUGGCAGGACCUGCCUCGCUCUCCGGUGGCUCCGCCUCUGGAUUCCUGCUUCCUGAGACCGGCGCGCCCGGCCAACCGCCGACCCCCCUCGCGCUGGGCUGCACGCUCUCCCUCCUCCUCC
This is a messenger RNA of Pelmatolapia mariae (spotted tilapia), 12116 nucleotides long. RefSeq names its product microtubule cross-linking factor 1. Gene Ontology annotation, biological process: regulation of autophagy. The transcript is spliced from 15 exons. The record is from RefSeq and is a predicted model, not a curated record. The coding region runs from base 505 to 6288 and encodes 1927 amino acids. NCBI's taxonomy places the organism in Eukaryota, Metazoa, Chordata, Actinopteri, Cichliformes, Cichlidae.